Colletotrichum phormii is the source of this 1620-nucleotide messenger RNA. Its product is annotated as MBOAT family protein. Lineage: Eukaryota; Fungi; Ascomycota; Sordariomycetes; Glomerellales; Glomerellaceae. Gene Ontology annotation, biological process: glycerophospholipid biosynthetic process; lipid modification. Gene Ontology annotation, molecular function: 1-acylglycerophosphocholine O-acyltransferase activity; 1-acylglycerol-3-phosphate O-acyltransferase activity. Bases 1 to 1620 code for a protein of 539 amino acids. Gene Ontology annotation, cellular component: membrane; endoplasmic reticulum. The record is from RefSeq and is a predicted model, not a curated record. The transcript is spliced from 5 exons.
AUGUUGCCAUUCAUUCAUAAGCCUUUCGAGCUUCUCGCUUCGCGCAUCGGCGCAUCUCCAGACGAACUGAAGCUCGUCUUCUCGUUCCUCAUAUCAUACCCACUAGCCGGCUUGCUCAAACGAGUUCCCGACUCUAGGCCUGACCUCAAAAACCUCUUCAUAAUAAGUACCUCCACUUUCUAUCUGGUCGGCCUUUUCGACUUGUGGGAUGGAGUGCGCACUCUUGCCAUAGCCUCCGCCGGCAUCUACAGCAUUGCGAAGUACCUGCGCACUAGCCCAUUCAUGCCAUGGAUCGGCUUCACGUUUCUCAUGGGCCACAUGUCCAUAAGUCACAUCGCUCGUCAAGUAGCCAACAGCCCGUCUUCUGCCGAUAUCACUGGCGCCCAGAUGGUACUUCUGAUGAAGCUUAGCGGUUUCUGCUGGAACGUCGCCGAUGGUCAGCUACCGGACGACCAGGUAUCUGAUUACCAGAAAGAAAGAAGAUUGAUCGAACUUCCAAGUAUAAUGGACUAUGCUGGAUACGUACUAUUCUUCCCUUCGCUCUUCGCCGGACCUGCUUUCGACUAUACCGACUACCGCAAAUGGAUAGACACCACAAUGUUUGACCUUCCGGCCCAGGUCGACCCCUCAAAGAAGCCUCCUGUCAGGAAGAAGAGAAAGAUCCCUCGGAGUGGCACACCUGCUACUUUGAAAGCUGCUAGCGGCCUGGGGUGGAUUGCGCUCUUCAUGAUCCUCUCUGGUUACUUCCCAAUCACCUACUUAACGAGCCCUGCGUAUAUGGAUCAUGGGUUCUUCCACAGGGUCUGGAUUCUUCACAUGGUCGGGUUUACGGCCCGUUUGAAAUACUACGGAGUUUGGUGCUUGACCGAGGGCGCUUGUAUCUUGGCAGGCCUGGGCUAUAAUGGCGUUGAUCCUGUCACCGGCAAAGUGUCAUGGAACAGAUUACAAAACAUCAACCCCUGGGGUGUCGAGACAGCCCAAAAUACGCGCGCCUACCUUGGCAACUGGAAUAUCAACACCAACAACUGGCUGAGGAACUAUGUAUACCUCCGGGUCACGCCUGUUGGGAAAAAGCCUGGAUUCCGCGCAAGCCUUCUCACGUUCAGUACCAGUGCCCUCUGGCACGGCUUUUAUCCCGGCUAUUACAUGAGCUUCAUCCUCGCCAGCUUCAUCCAAACCGUAGCCAAGAACUAUCGCCGCUACUUUCGGGCUUUUUUCCUCGACGCGAGCAGCGGUGCGCCCACCUCCAACAAGGUCUACUAUGACAUCGUCUCGCUUUUCGUUACUCAGAUCGGCAUGUCCUUCGUUGUCAGCCCUUUCCUUGUGCUAGAGUUCUCCGGCUCGGUCCAGGUGUGGGCUCGUGUCUAUUUCUAUACCAUAGUCGGCACUGCGCUUUCCAUGGCCUUCUUUGCCUCUCCGGCAAAACAGAUCCUUCGCAAGCAACUCGAGGCACGUCAAGGCAAAGGCGGUGCCAAGCUGACCCGUACUCUGAGCUCAGACAGUCUUUCAGGCCGGGAACCGGUCUUGGGUGUGUCGGCCGACCCUCAGCGGGAGAUCGACGAGGCCAUGGAGGAAAUCAAAGCCGAGGUGGAAGCUAGACAAAGAAGCAAAGCUGCUUAA